Molecule: messenger RNA, 471 nt
Organism: Amoebophrya sp. A120
Lineage: Eukaryota; Dinophyceae; Syndiniales; Amoebophryaceae
Source: the annotation of a GenBank genome assembly
UGCAAGUUCAACAAAGAGCGAGCAGAGCAGUCAAGGUUUCAACUUUGAGCUGUUCGGCGUGACCCCGAUCACUGAGGCGCUGGAAAUCCCGGAGUUUGACUUGAAUUUGGGCCAAAAGAUCCAAACGCACGUCUGUGGAAAGAUAGACGCGCGGUUUUUGGCCACCCUGCUGUCGAAAAACUUCAACAAAAGGAAAAGUUUUCAGAGAACAGCCGCCGGUUCUUCAUUUCGUGCAGGAGGGGCAGAUGCUAGUCGUGGGGUACCACACAGCGGUCCUUUCAUCCCUUCACCUUCCAAGAGUGGUGGAGAGGAGUACGAAAUGAGCAGUGGCCUGGCAAAUGUUUUGAGGUAUCGGGGUCCGAAUAGAAAUGCUUCCACAGCAGGCAAAGCCGACCAAGAAACUACAGAGCCAGAACCAGAGGAGUCUGUCGUGAAAUCGCAGGUGCAGAUGAACCAUGAAGAAGAAACGCG